UGUUACACCCGGCCGGUCGUACCAUACCGUACACGUGCUGGAGGAGGCCCUGUAUCUCGGUAACAGCCAAUGUUACCAACAGCUGAACAGCUGAACAGCUGCCUUGGCUGCCUGUUUGCUGCCUCAGGACAGAACACCACCUCACCCCAUCAUCGACUCCGAAGCCAGCGAUCAGUCCACGGAGAACUACUCCGUCCGGCCUGGCCUCUCCGCGACAGCACAUCGCUUCUCCCUCCCGAUUCACCCUCUUUCUCUCCGUUGCCGUCCUUACCUUCCACCCACUCCAGGGCGCAGGAAUCAAUACUUACUGCGCACCUUCUCCCUUGCCUCGCCGGCUUCGUCCCGCCUGUGCGCCAUCGCCGUGGUGGAGCCAGCCCGUCAGAACGAUAGUGCCGCGUAGUCACCUCCUAGUCGCCACGGGGACCCCGUCCGUCCAGCUACUAUCGCGGCUCAAUCAGCUUCCUGGGAGCUGCCUUCGACCAGCCUCUCCCCAACCCAGCGCCGGACAUUCCACCAUGGCGCAAUAUUU
This is a messenger RNA of Aspergillus sclerotioniger CBS 115572, 529 nucleotides long. RefSeq lists its product as uncharacterized. The transcript is spliced from 2 exons. NCBI's taxonomy places the organism in Eukaryota, Fungi, Ascomycota, Eurotiomycetes, Eurotiales, Aspergillaceae. The record is from RefSeq and is a predicted model, not a curated record. Bases 70 to 390 code for a protein of 106 amino acids.